Messenger RNA from Impatiens glandulifera, 1685 nucleotides. Its product is annotated as peptide chain release factor PrfB1, chloroplastic. Gene Ontology annotation, molecular function: translation release factor activity, codon specific. The record is from RefSeq and is a predicted model, not a curated record. The coding region runs from base 80 to 1498 and encodes 472 amino acids. Gene Ontology annotation, biological process: translational termination. Gene Ontology annotation, cellular component: cytoplasm. The transcript is spliced from 6 exons. NCBI's taxonomy places the organism in Eukaryota, Viridiplantae, Streptophyta, Magnoliopsida, Ericales, Balsaminaceae.
AAACUGGAGUGGAGUGUUCUGCUCUCUCUUCUUCGAUGCUCUCUUACAUUCUUUAUCUAUCUACAGUAGUAGAGAUAUUAUGAUUAUGGCCAUGGCCAUGGCGGAUUGCAUAUCUAAUACGUCCAUCAUUCUAUCAUCACCAACACCACCCCGUACAGCAGCUCCUCCUCAACUUAUCCAUAUCUCACCCAAACGCAAUUCCUGUUUGUUUUCCCAUUCGGUUUCAACUUCUUCUCCUCAUUCGGCCUUCAGUUUCUCCACCUCUGUUCGCUGGUACCACCAUGUCGAUAACUCCUCAACCGCUUUACUUGGGCCACCAUGUAGUCAGCUGACCGAGGGAGUCACGUCUGAAUCAAGGGAAUGGGCAGCACAGGACUUUUAUGCUUUGAGACGGGAUGUGGAAAUUGCCUUGGAACGUGUUGAAGAGAUUAGAGCUUCUGCUGGUUUGAAACAGUUACAAGAAGAGCUAACUGUUUUGGAGAAGGCAGCAACAGAGACUGCCCUGUGGGAUGAUCGCACUAAAGCUCAGAAAACCCUUCAGGAUCUCACUGAUGUCAAAGACAAAAUAAAGAUUUUGGCUGAGUUUAAAAACCAGGUUGAAGAUGCUGAAACAAUAGUUGGCCUUACCGAGGUGGACUCCAUUGAUUCUGCACUUCUUGAAGAGGCCGCCGGUAUCAUUAAGGAGUUAAACAAGUCCCUGGAUCGCUUUGAAUUGACCGAGCUUCUUUCUGGCCCUUAUGACAAAGAAGGUGCUCUUAUUUCUAUUACGGCUGGUGCUGGGGGCACAGAUGCACAGGAUUGGGCAGACAUGCUUCUGAGGAUGUAUCUUAGAUGGGGAGAGAAGCAAAGGUAUAAAACUAAAGUGGUUGAGAAGUCCACAGGAGAAGAAGCUGGGAUCAAAUCAGCUACAGUUGAAAUUGAAGGUAAAUAUGCCUAUGGGUAUCUAUCUGGGGAAAAAGGAACUCAUCGUAUUGUCCGGCAGUCUCCUUUCAACUCCAAAGGCUUGCGACAGACAAGCUUCUCUGGCAUUGAAGUCAUGCCUCUUCUUCCAGAGGAGAAUAUGAAACUUGAAAUACCCGAGGAAGAACUUGAGUACAGCUUUUCAAGGGCUGGUGGAAAAGGAGGCCAGAAUGUCAAUAAGGUGGAAUCAGCUGUUAGGAUUACACACAUCCCCACAGGUGUCACGGUUCGGUGCACAGAGGAGAGAUCGCAGCUAGCAAACAAGAUAAGGGCGCUGAGCCGACUAAAGGUUAAACUGCUGGUGAUAGUGGAAGAACAAAGGGCAUCAGAGAUAAAGCAAAUAAGAGGGGAUGUAGUAAAGGCUGAAUGGGGACAGCAAAUAAGGAACUAUGUUUUUCAUCCAUACAAAUUGGUGAAAGAUGUGAGGACAGGACAUGAGACAUCUGAUAUUGUAUCAGUCAUGGAUGGAGAAUUGGAUCCCUUCAUUAGAGCUUAUUUGAAACACAAGUAUAUGACUGCUGCUCUACCUGCUUCAUAAAAUCACCAAAUCCAAAUCUUGACUGUUGUUGUUGUUGUCUCUUUUGAUUUUACACUUGUUCAGUAGCCAUGUUCAAAGUUGCUAUGAUAGGACACAAGAUGGUUGUUAUUAUGUAAAUGCUUUUUGGGCUUUGAUGAUGCAUUGUAAUUCAUUUUUCAUAAGAGUUUUUGUACUCUUAUGUGACUCA